AUGUCAUCCCCCAACAUCGCACGUAUCGCCUCCCUCGCGUCAUGGACCAAGUUCUUCCAUCCUACCGAGGGAGUCUUCCGCCUCCCCUCGACCGCCGGCGCAUCCAUCGAGCACAUCGAUAUCGACCUUCGGUUCGUCCAGCACAACUCGGAGUCUAUGGAGGACUGCGGUGAGGUCUACCUCCCGGCCGUCCAUCGCGUGACCCUCCGCGGCGGCGAGUAUGUUCAGGACAGCGAGGAGCGGAUGGAGUGUCUCAGCGAGGUUCUCUGUGCGCUGAACCCUAUCGAGGUGCUCUGGCUGAAUGCGUUCGACCACCCCGCGGAGCAGCAGACACUCUCGACCGUGCUGGUCCACCCCGCCAUCAUCGCCGCUGGUGAUCUCUGGGCGUCCAAGGGCAAUCUGCGCAAGUUGGUCAUCCAAGGCGGCUUCCCUGUACCCAACCUGACCGCUCCGACACCCUACAACGUCACUCCGGCCGUCACCCCCGCCGCCUCGCCAGGCCCAAACCAGCGCUCUUUCUCCGGCACUACUGGCUUCCCACACACCGGGCUGCCCAGCCUGUCGCUCACCAAGCCCAAGCCGCUCGACAUGGCCAAGGUCAAGGAGCGGGAUGAGCGCAAGCGGCUCGCCGAGUAUAGCCUCACGCCGAGGUGGGAGUUUGCGUUUGGCACAUGGGGCGUCGGUGAGAUCAGGUGGAAGUUUGACGGCCGCUUCACCCCGGUCGCCAUCAAGACUAUCCUCACCAAUCUCUUCUCGGCGCUCGACGACACCUACCCCUCCACGUCGCACAAGGUCCACCGGGACAUGCCCUCCCUCCUCACCUUCUCCCCCGUCCCUAUGGCCCUCUUUGACGACCUCAAGUCUCUCUCUACCUCCGACUUUGACCGCCUGGCCGAGCACCUGGGGGACGUCGCUUUCGUAUCUACCGACUCGGCGCGCUUCGCCCGGCUCUUUGACGGCGAUGCGGAGCCCGAGGCGAGGUACCGCGCCGAGAAGCGUCUUCGGGCUGAGGCGAUGCUGCUCCGCAAUGGCCUCGCGCAGAUCGUGCACACCGACCAGCUCGCCCUCCCUUCGUCCGACAAAGAGGCGGACGGACUCGCCGCACCGGCCAACAAGCAGGUGCUCGAGACCAGCCCGUCUCAGAGCUUCAUGAGUCUCUCGAACGACGAGACGGAUACGGGGAGUGAUGACGACGAGGCGCAGACCCCGCCGAUGGAGAGCAGCAUCCACAUGCCGGGCGGGGGCAUGGAGGGGGGUAAGGCGGCGCAGGGGCUCGGGAUGGAGUUUGGCAAGAUGCACAUUGCGGGAGGAGGCGAGAGCGGGAGAGUCAGCAGGCGGAUGUCGGAGCAGGCGUUUUGA
Messenger RNA from Dioszegia hungarica, 1359 nucleotides. RefSeq lists its product as uncharacterized. The transcript is spliced from 4 exons. The record is from RefSeq and is a predicted model, not a curated record. Bases 1 to 1359 code for a protein of 452 amino acids. NCBI's taxonomy places the organism in Eukaryota, Fungi, Basidiomycota, Tremellomycetes, Tremellales, Bulleribasidiaceae.